UUUGCCUCCGAAUUGACCCAAAUAAAGGCUCAUUCACUGAAUGACGGGGUGGGGGGGUCUCCCUGGCCCCGGUGGUGCACGCGGGCACACACACGCGAGCCUGCAACAGUCGCUGAGGGGAGGCGAGAGGCGAGUCCCCGUCAGACAGAGUAAUUCUCGGCUCCGUCCCAAAUGGUUCCCUAUUUCUUUUAUAGUGCUUACCUUUGACCAGGGUCUGUAAGGCUAGGGUCAAAAAUAGGGCACUGUGUAAGGGAUAGAGUGCCAUUUGCGACGGAAACCUCUCUCUCCUCUCCUGGAGUCAUCCCAUUUGAUAUUGUGGCUUGUCCAAUCAGCGGAUACCCUCCGCUCGUCAACCGUUUGUCUUGACUCGCUUCCCCGCUGUAGGCUACAACCUCUCCGGUCUCUGGCCGGUGCUCUGCUGGCGCCACGGAGCUCCAGAGCCGCCCUGGUAACGAUUUCCACGUUUCGGCGAUGAGGAUUUAUCAUUUCUAAACAGGGGAGAAUGGAGAAACCCGGUUGAGAUGGUUCUUUUAUUAAGAUCCGACCGGGACACACAUCAACAACAACUAAAAUAACAGUUUUGUUGUGCGGAGUAACAGAACACACGUGCUCGUCGUCACCGACGCAGGAGGAUUGUUUUGUUUGAGUGGCCAGGGAUUUGCAUAUGUUUUUUCAUUUAAAAACAUCAUGCACGACAAGGCGACAGACACUCAGGCUUCGACACCGUCAAAAGUCUCCUCGUUUUACAUCGAAAACCUACUCGGCUCGAGGAAGAAUGAAGAGUCAACGUAUUUCAACGGACAGGUCAACAACAACAACAACAGCCAGUAUAGUAGCAGGACCGCGGAGGAGAGUAUGGAGCGGAAUGAGAUGGUCUACCCGAGCCGAGUCUUAGCGGGACAUCCCAGCCAAGUGGCCGGUCAAUUGGCAGCCUGCUCCGGCCUCGGCGCCGAGGGUUCCCCCCGGAGAGACUCACAGUUUGAACGGAACAGAGGAGCCGCAGCCGUUAACGUAGAACCACUCAGUCUCAAAAGGUCCAACAAUCCCAACGAGGACAGCAGAUGCUCAGAUUACGGUUGCUGCUCCCACUCAGCCAGCGACCGAGACUCCGUCUCUUCCGCCGUGUCAGAAGAACCCACUGAAGGCAGCGACAAAACGGGACGGAAAACGGCAGACAGCAGCCUGACCGACGACAACGACGAGACGCAGAACGCCUUUGACGAUCAGUCGGACCCGGAAGCCCCUCUGGACCCGAGCUCUGUCCGGAAGAAGAAAACUAGAACCGUUUUCAGUCGGAGUCAGGUGUUUCAGUUGGAGUCGACGUUCGAUAUGAAACGGUACCUGAGCAGUUCUGAACGGGCAGGUAUCGCGGCCUCUCUCCAGCUGACGGAAACGCAGGUGAAAAUCUGGUUCCAGAAUCGACGGAACAAAUGGAAGAGACAGAUGGCCGCGGAUCAAGAGACCGUAAACGUUUCCCACUCGUCCCAACGGAUAGUCCGAGUUCCGAUUCUAUAUCACGAAAGCUCCACGCCCUCGACGUUGGGUUUCAACGUGUCCCAGGUCUCCCCUCCGUUGAUGAGUUUCUCGAACCCUGUGAACUAUCCCUUCUCCUCCUCUGCGCACUCCGUGAGUUUAUUACGCUCGCAAAUGACCGGGUUGGUGUAAAGACCGGGUUGGUGUAAAGACCGGGUUGGUGUAAAGACGGUUACCGAGCUUUCACUUCUUUGUUGCUCACGUCAUGUUAUUAAUUUAUUCAAUUAUUGAAGAUGGCGAAUCGUGCAAAUAACAAUAACUGCAAUGGCCGCGGAAAACUAUACAAGUCAAACAGUUUGAAGAUAUGGGCUCUAGACUUACAAUUGAUCGCGGUGUUUUUUUUAAAUGUUAUAAAUGUACUAUUUUAAAUAUCUAAUUGUAUUAUAUUAUCGCCACCCUAGAUAAUGAUAGUGUUUGUGCCGGUCCACAUUGCUAUGUUUUUUUAAUAUACAUUUAUUUGUGCAAAGACUUUUAUACUCAAAGCCCGUUUCUAACGUCACUUUUUUUCUCCACAAUAUAGCUCUAAAUAAACGAAUCACAAGAUA
This is a messenger RNA of Oncorhynchus gorbuscha (pink salmon), 2078 nucleotides long. Its product is annotated as homeobox protein HMX1-like. The transcript has 2 exons. The record is from RefSeq and is a predicted model, not a curated record. Gene Ontology annotation, biological process: regulation of transcription by RNA polymerase II; negative regulation of DNA-templated transcription. Gene Ontology annotation, cellular component: nucleus. Gene Ontology annotation, molecular function: RNA polymerase II transcription regulatory region sequence-specific DNA binding; DNA-binding transcription factor activity, RNA polymerase II-specific. Bases 688 to 1665 code for a protein of 325 amino acids. Lineage: Eukaryota; Metazoa; Chordata; Actinopteri; Salmoniformes; Salmonidae.